AUGAGGCUUUCUACACUUCGCAAUGCCUGCCGCAAUGUACCGAUCCCAUCCGUACACCAACCUCGUACGGGAGUCAAGGUGUUCGGUUUGGCGAAGAGAUCUAUACGGCUGGGUCAUUCCAGCAACAGCCAGUUGCUUUUCCGGGCUGCUAGUUCCAUAAGCGGCCCAACCUCCGCGGAAGCAGCGCUCACGUUCGGAAAGCAACCAAAGAAAACGGAUGGACCGGGAUACGAAAAUACUAUCAGGUAACGUUAAACAAUGCUUUUCAAUAUAUUUCAGUCGUAAAUUAUUUUUACCAUUCGUAACAUGAACGAAUGGCCAACUCACUUAUUUCUGAAUGUAGCCAGCUAACGCGUUAGCUAGUUGUGCCAGCUAGCAUCUUAUUCGAUGAAUACAGCGAACAUCCACGCUACUUGUAAUGUUGUAUUUCAUGGGAUGUAGCCAGUUUAAUUAAUUAAAGUUGCUACAGUAGCUCGUCUUCCUGAUUAGGCUUGUAGCCAACGUAACUUCCCACGUGUGAUCGGCAUCUUUUAAGGAGUUGUUAACUAACAACCACCACCCAGCUGAUGUAACUUUCCACUGUUUCACACACGUGGAAUUGUAGCAUAUUGUAACUGAUAAAUUACAACGUUUCCGGUAAAGGCUACAAACAAAUGUUUCACAAUUCAUUGUUUACAUGAUGGUUGCCAUAUUUUUUAUUUUUUUAUUUUUAUUUUUUAUUUCACCUUUAUUUAACCAGGUAAGCCAGUUGAGAACAAGUUCUCAUUUACAACUGCGACCUGGCCAAGAUAAAGCAAAGCAGUGCGAUAAAAACAACACAGAGUUACAUAUGGGGUAAAAAAAAACAUAAAGUCAAAAAUACAACAGAAAAUAUAUAUACAGUGUGUGCAAAUGUAGCAAGUUAUGGAGGUAAGGCAAUAAAUAGGCCAUAGUGCAAAAUAAUUACAAUAGUAUUAACACUGGAAUGCUAGAUGUGCAAGAGAUUAUGUGCAAAUAGAGAUACUGGGGUGCAAAAGAGCAAAAUAAAUAACAAUAUAGGGAUGAGGUAGUUGGGUGGGCUAAUUUCAGAUGGGCUGUGUACAGGUGCAGUGAUCGGUAAGGUGCUCUGACAACUGAUGCUUAAAGUUAGUGAGGGAGAUAAAGAGUCUCCAGCUUCAGAGAUUUUUGCAAUUCGUUCCAGUCAUUGGCAGCAGAGAACUGGAAGGAAUGGCGGCCAAAGGAGGUGUUGUACAAGGAGGUCAGUGUACAUUCUCCAUUCCCCAUUGCUGGCUUUGACUCCACCUACAGUAGUAGGCUACUUGCCACAGAUCACAAAGUCCCCACACACACUGUCAGGAAAAGUGUAGUUAAUUUUUACUAAUAAUAUGAUCACAAGUAUCAUUUCACAAAAUAUUUGCAUAUGUUGUUUUUCUUUUGUUGUUCAAUCCCUUUAUUUGAUUGAUCAAACUGUCACUGUAGCCACCAAUACAUUCUAGAACAAUCUAGAUGUACACCUCCUGUCCUUGUAAACAUGAUAUCUGACUACAAUCCAAUCAUAAUGGUAGAGCUUUGUCAUGCCAAGGGUUCUCUUUUGUUUUCGGCUGCUUUCUCCAUAGCUUGCCCAUAGGGCUAAAUGUGAAAAUAUGUGGUCUUCAGUGUGGAUGAGUGGGUUUUUCUGACUCUGGCUUCUCUUGCAGGGAGAAUGUUCGAACGACCAAAGAGGAGAUGGUGGCUUUGCAGAGGGGCCACCCUGCACUCAAACCUAUGCUGGCUAUCAUACAGGUAAACAGGCAUUAGCCUACCAUCUGCAGCUCACUGUGGCCUUAAAUUACUUCUGCCUCUAUUCUGUGCUGUCAAUGUGCUUGUCAGUUGGGGUGGGCUGGGUAUUGAUGGGUUAUUCUAGGGUCUCCUGUGAUUUUGUUUUAUUGAACCUUUUGGUGUGUGUCUGUGUUGCUCACUGCUUUGUAUUCUUGUCUCAAAGGCAGAUGAGGAUGACAGUUUACUGGAAAUCAACAAGAAGAUGGCUGGAAAGGUACAUUAAGUCAUUCUGUCUACAUCUCUUUAUCUUUAAAAAUGUUUUACUAUUACGCUACUCUUUCUUUAGAAGUAAAGUUAUCUGUUGGUGUUUUCCCACUGUUAAUUUCCCAGAAUCCCUCUUUCCAUAGAUUGGCCUGAACAUGACUCAGAUCUGCUUGCCCAGAGAAUGCACUGAAGAUGAGGUGAGUCAAACAAGCCAAUACCUACUACACAAAUUCCCACCACAAUCCAACAACACUCACUGUGAUUGGACACCAAGUCAUUGGCUGUUGCCUUCUUCCCACCCUUCCCUGCAAGUCAAAUCCUGCCUGACAUUUCACUUUACUGUUUGUUUGUCUGUGUGAGUGUGUCUGUUUGUGUGUAUCAGGUGAAUGCAUCUGCAUAUCUUGUUCUUCCAUUGCCUCUCUAAUGAGUCAAGCCACACAGUCUCUCUCAAUUAUCAAUAUGUAUUGGACAUAAUGUAAUGGAUCUCCCCCGAAUACUAGAUAGAGUUGUUGUGGAAAAUUGUCGAAUUUCUUUUAACACAGUACCUUAAGGAGGUUCCUUCCUUCUCAGCUGUGGACCUGGGAAUCACCCUUUUCCAAAGUAGGGUGAUGAUCCUGGUCCUGUGUGUAUUAGGGGAAUGGAGUGGCGCAGUGCUAGCUGUGCCACUAUAGAUCCUGGUUCGAAUCCAGGCUCUGUCGUAGCCGGCCGCGACCGGGAGACCCAUGGGGCGGCGCACAAUUGGCCCAGCGUCAUCCAGGGGAGGGGAGGGAAUGGCCGGCAGGGAUGUAGCUCAGUUGGUAGAACAUGGCGUUUGCAACGCCAGGGUUGUGGGUUCGAUUCCCACGGGGGGGCAGUAUGAAAAAAUAAAUGUAUGCACUAACUGUAAGUCGCUCUGGAUAAGAGCGUCUGCUAAAUGACUAAAAUGUAAAUAUAUGGCCACGGCCUCAGGAGCCUUCUGAGGUGUCUGCUGCUCUACUUUCACUCUGUCCUCAGUGCAUGUGUUUUCUCCUUCUCUCUCCCUCCAUGUUUCUUUACCUCUACCAACCCACUCACUUUCCAGGGGCAGCUGAGGCCACUAUCUGUUGCCUGAGUGGUUGACCUCUCACAUCAAGAGUGCACACUUUUAGACAUCAACGGCCACAUUCUUGCUAGUUUACCUUUUAUUAUUUAACUCAAGUCAUUUCUCCCUCCCAAUUCCACCCCACUCUCUUUCUCCUUAUCCCGCUCACCGACACCCUCCCUCUUUCUUUGUGUAGAUUAUAGAGGAGGUGUUGAAGCUGAAUGAGGAUCCCAAGGUGCAUGGUGUGUACCUCCACCUACCCCCUGCCUCACUCACCAGCCGGGUUCUCAACACACUCAAACCAGAGAAGGACGUGGACGGGUAAUGCAUUCAUUCCUUCAUUACAAACACAGCUCAGCGUACUAUAUAUAACAACAUGUUCAUACAAUGUUUUAAUUAGUGUAAUUACAGCAUUACUACACAGGUAUCAGAGCUUUACCAUUAAUGAAUAUGUUGAAGCCUAUCCCUUUCUGUCCUGAGUUUGUGUGCCUCUUGCCCUGUGGAGUUUAAAUGCAUUUGCUGCCAUGCUGCCUUGAAUUUGGUCCAAAUCAGAAUGUGCUGCAGGACAUUAACAGCACGUCAGAGAGACAGUACUGUGGGCUAUUGUAGAGCAACUAAAACAUGACCCAAAGACAGGAAAUGACAGAGAAACAUUCUCUAUUAUAGGACUACAGCAGUUGCCUUAGAAAGAUGGACAACAUUUUUCAUCUUAAAUCACUGUUGGGCCAUUGAGCAUUGUUAGGUACAUAGCCUUUGUUGGAUUAUACAGUUACUACUACUAACACCAUCACACAAAUGCUGUGCCAUGGAUUAUAAUUGUACAUAAAACACAUUUGAUCUAUACUGUAGCCUUAGUUACUCAGUCAUAACGCACCAUAUGAGGACUGUUAUAAAACCACCUAGCCAGCCUACUGCCAACGCUACAUUAGCAAUGUCUACUACUUGUGCUGUACCCUAAUUUAUGUCUGUGUGUGUCCUGACUCUACUGUACUUUAGUGUGUCAGACCUGAACGUGGGGAGGCUGGUGCGAGGAGACAUGAGCCAGGGCUUCACCCCCCCACUGGCCAAUGCUGUCAUGGAGCUGCUGGCCAGACAUGGUGAGCAGGGGUCAGGGUUAAUGGUUAAAGGUGAGGUAAAUAUGGGCCAUAGUGACCUGUGUGUCACACUACUACUUAAACUGGAUUGGAGUCAUUCUGAGUAUACCAGCAAUGGAGACCACUCUGUGUAACUUAAGUCAUGCAGCUAGAUUAAUUCAUCACUGCUAAGCCUAGCAUGUACGUACUAUAUGUGAUGCAAAUCUCAAAUAUUUUUUGUGUUCAAAUUGUAAUGUAUGGAUUGGAUUACUACCCAGUUGAAAUAGCUUUGCUAUUAGCUUAGCUUUGGGAAUAAUAUUAUAUCCGCAUAUGGAUACAAUCCAAUGAAAACGAGGACACCAAACUAUAUCACCAUAAAAAAACACUGGACUACUGAAUACUCACACUAUUAUGGAACUCCAGGAGGGACUAUUCUAGGAAUAUGAGAAAUGUAGAUUGUAAUGUUGAAUAAAAACAUACUGUAUUUAUCUUAUACCAUGUUGUCCUGUUUCCGUAGACACCCCUAUGGCGGGGAGGACAGUGUUGGUGGUGGGGGGUGAAGGACCCCUCGGGGUGGCCCUGCAAUGCCUUAUGCAGAGAAGAGGUAUGGUGGUCCUCAACAGCCAGAGGAGCUCUGAGGGUCUACAGAAACUGGUAUGUACACAGAGACGCACGCACACAUUCACGUUUACAAGGUACACUUACAAAAUGUGUUUCAAUAGACACUUUGUGUUUUGACCACUCGGUGGCAGUGUAGCUCUAAUUGAGGCAAUACCCUGACACGUGAGGUGUUUGAUUGCUGUCAUGCCAUGAUUAGACUGACAGAGAGCUUCGAAGACCUGCAGAGAUUAAAGUCAAACCCAUCUGCAUCUAUUACCCUGUACCUGAACUACUGAAGGAUGUAAUUUGAACAUGUAAACUAGUUUACUCUCACACGUUUGCUCACUUCCUUAAUUUUUGUCUCUGUCCCCUCUUUCUCAUUCUCUCCUCCUCUCCAUCUCUUCUUCUCUCUCUCUCUCCUUCCCCAGGUGAUGCAGGUGGACGCUGUGAUCCUGUUGGGUGCGGCGCAUACGGAUGUCCCUCCCACAUGGCUGAGACCUGGGGCUGCAGUCAUCCACUGUGGCUCUGCUCUUAUGACAGGUAGGACUGACCGGUGUCAAUCGGGUGGAACAUUGUCAUCAUAGGGACAUUACAGAACUGCUUGGUCACAAUAUACUAUGCUUUUAAUUAAUUAAUUCACUGCUGGAUAGAUGUUGUAUUAUACAGUGCAUUCGGAAAGUAUUCAGACCCCUUGACUUUUUUCACAUUUUGUUACGUUACAGCCAUAUUAAUUUUAAUGGUAGGUUUAUUUGUGUGAGACAGAAUAACAACAAUAAAAUCCAGAAAAACGCAUGUCAAAAAUGUUGUCAAUUGAUUUACAUUUUAAUGAGGGAAAUAAGUAUUUGACCCCUCUGCAAAACAUGACUUAGUACUUGGUGGCAAAACCCUUGUUGGCAAUCACAGAGGUCAGACGUUUCUUGUAGUUGGCCACCAGGUUUGCACACAUCUCAGGAGGGAUUUUGUCCCACUCCUCUUUGCAGAUCUUCUCCAAGUCAUUAAGGUUUCGAGGCUGAUGUUUGGCAACUCGAACCUUCAGCUCCCUCCACAGAUUUUCUAUGUGAUUAAGGUCUGGAGACUGGCUAGGCCACUCCAGGACCUUAAUGUGCUUCUUCUUGAGCAACUCCUUUGUUGCCUUGGCCGUGUGUUUUGGGUCAUUGUAAUGUUGGAAUACCCAUCCACGACCCAUUUUCAAUGCCCUGGCUGAGGGAAGGAGGUUCUCACCCAAGAUUUGACGGUACAUGGCCCAGUCCAUCGUCCCUUUGAUGCGGUGAAGUUGUCCUGUCCCGUUAGCAGAAAAACACCCCCAAAGCAUAAUGUUUCCACCUCCAUGUUUGACAGUGGGGAUGGGGUUCUUGAGGUCAUAGGCAGCAUUCCUCCUCCUCCAAACACGGUGAGUUGAGUUGAUGCCAAAGAGCUCGAUUUUGGUCUCAUCUGAACACAACACUUUCACCCAGUUCUCCUCUGAAUCAUUCAGAUGUUCAUUGGCAAACUUCAGACGGCCCUGUAUAUGUGCUUUCUUGAGCAGGGGGACCUUGCGGGCGCUGCAGGAUUUCAGUCCUUCACGGCGUAGUGUGUUACCAAUUGCAUUUUAUUGCAGACCUAUACAUGCUUUGUAAGUAGGAAAACCUGCAAAAUCGGCAGUGUGUCAAAUACUUGUUCUCCCCACUGUAUGUGCUUUCUUGAGCAGGUGGACCUUGCGGGGGCUGCAGGAUUCCAGUCCUUCACGGCGUAGUGUGUUACCAAUUGUUUUCUUGGUGACUAUGGUCCCAGCUGCCUUGAGAUCAUUGACAAGAUCCUCCUGUGUAGUUCUGGACUGAUCCCUCACCGUUCUCAUGAUCAUUGCAACUCCACAAGGUCAGAUCUUGCAUGGAGCCCCAGGCCGAGGGAGAUUGACAGUUCUUUUGUGUUUCUUCCAUUUGCGAAUAAUCGCACCAACUGUUGUCACCUUCUCACCAAGCUGCUUGGCGAUGGUCUUGUAGCCCAUUCCAGCCUUGUGUAGGUCUACAAUCUUGUCCCUGACAUCCUUGGUGAGCUCUUUGGUCUUGGCCAUGGUGGAGAGUUUGGAAUCUGAUUGAUUGCUUCUGUGGACAGGUGUCUUUUAUACAGGUAACAAGCUGAGAUUAGGAGCACUCCAUUUAAGAGUGUGCUCCUAAUCUCAGCUCGUUAUCUGUAUAAAAGACACCUGGGAGCCAGAAAUCUUUCUGAUUGAUUGGGGGUCAAAUACUUAUUUCCCUCAUUAAAAUGCAAAUCAAUUUAUAACAUUUUUGACAUGCGUUUUUCUGGAUUUUUUUGUUGUUAUUCUGUCUCUCACUGUUCAAAUAAACCUACCAUUAAAAUGAUAGACUGAUCAUUUCUUUGUCAGUGGGCAAACGUACAAAAUCAGCAGGGGAUCAAAUACUUUUUUCCCUCAUUGUGUAUAUAUAUUUUUUUCUUCUCAUCAAUCUACACACGAUACCCCGUAAUGACAAAGCAAAAACAGGUUUUUAGAUUUCCCCCCAAAUGUAUAAAAAAAAAACCCAGGAAAUAUUACAUUUACAUAAGUAUUCAGACCCUUUACUCAGUACUUUGUUGAAGCACCUUUGGCAGCGAUUACAGCCUCGAGUCUUCUUGGGUAUGACGCUACAAGCUUGGCACACCUGUAUUUGGGGAGUUUCUCCCAUUCUCCUCUGCAGAUCUUCUCAAGCUCUGUCAGGUUGGAUGGGGAGCGUCGCUGUACAGCUAUUUUCAAGUCUCUCCAGAGAUGUUAGAUCGGGUUCAAGUCCGGGCUCUGGCUGGGCCAUUCAAGGACAUCUUGUCCCGAAGCCACUCCUGCGUUGUCUUGGCUGUGUUCUUAGGAUCAUUGUCAUGAUGGAAGGUGAACCUUCACCCCAGUCUGAGGUCCUGAGUGUUUUCAUCAAGGAUCUCUCUGUACUUUGCUCCGUUCAUCUUUCCCUCGAUCCUGACUAGUCUCCCAGUCACCGCCGCUGAAAAACAUCCCCACAGCAUAAUGCUGCCACCACCAUGCUUCACCGUGGGGAUGGUGCCAGGUUUCCUCCAGACGUGACGCUUGGCAUUCAGGCCGAAGAGUUCAAUCUUGGUUUCAUCAGAGCAGAGAAUCUUGUUUCUCAUGGUCUGAGAAUCCUUUAGGUGCCUUGUGGCAAACUCCAAGCGGGCUGUCAUGUGCCUUUUACUUAGUAGUGGUUUCCGUCUGGCCACUGUACCAUAAAGGUCUGAUUGGUGGAGCGCUGCAGAGAUGGUUGUCCUUCUGGAAGGUUUUCCCAUCUCCACAGAGGAACUCUGGAGCGCUUUCAGAGUGACCAUCGGGUUCUUGGUCACCUCCCUGACCAAGGCCUUUCUCCCCUGAUUGCUCAGUUUGGCCGGACGGCCAGCUCUAGGAAGAGUCUUGGUGGUUCCAAACGUCUUCCAUUUAAAAGUGAUGGAGGCCACUGUGUUCUUGGGGAUCUUCAAGGCUGCAGAAAUGUUUUGGUACCUUUCCCCAGAUCUGUGCCUCGACACAAUCCUGUCUCGGAGCUCUACGGACAAUUCCUUCAACCUCAUGGCUUGGUUUUUGCUCUGACAUGCACUGUCAACUAUGGGACCUUUAUAUAGACAGGUGUGUGCCUUUCCAAAUCAUGUCCAAUCAAUUGAAUUUACCACAGGUGGACUCCAGUCAAGUUAUCUCAUAGCAAGUCUCUGAAUACUUAUGUAAAUAAGUUAUUUCUGUUUUGUAAUUUUUUUUUAUACAUUUGGAGAAAUUUCUAGAAGCCUGUUUUCGCAUUGUCAUUAUUUGUAUUCUUUAUUAUUUUUUUAUUUUGCCUUUUAUUUAACUAGGCAAGUCAGUUAAGAACAAAUUCUUAUUUACAAUGACGGCCAAACCCGGACAAUGGUGGGCCAAUUGUGCGCCGCCCAAUGGGACUCCCAAUCACGGCCGGAUUGUGAUACAGCCUGGAAUCUAACCAAGGUCUGUAGUGACGCCUCUAGCACUGAGAUGCAGUGCCUUAGUCCGCUGCGCCACUCGGGAGCCCGGGGUAUUGUGGGUAGAUUGAUGAGGGAAAAAAUAAUUGAAUCCAUUUUAAAAUAAGGCUGUAACGUAACAAAAAGGGGAAGGGGUCUGAAUACUUUCCGAAUGCGCUGUAGAUAGAUAUUCAGUAUACAACUGUUAUAAUUGAGUUGUAAUAACAUUGGAUGUCUGUCUCAGAAGAUCAGGGAGUGGAGAUGUCUUCAUUGUCUGGAGUGGGACCCCUCACAGCAGCCUUCCGGAUGCAGAACGUGGUGCGAAGCAGCAGUCGCUGGGCCCAGGAGCAACAGUACAGACCCUGGACGCUCCGCAGCCUCAAGCUGCAGCCCCUGUCACCUGUACCCAGGUAAGAAUCAGGAAGUACCCUUGUUGCUGGGCUACCUGGGUCAAGCCAGGAACUAACCACAUCCCUCUAUACAAAACACAAAGCUCCCAUUUGGGCAACCUUUGAAUGAUGCUGAGAGAGGCAACAUCUCUUCUUGCCUUGACAAACCUCAGAUCAUGCACUCUCUGAGUCUCAAGUGUAUGAGAUCUCACAAAAGGACUUCUCUCAGUAUUGUAAGUGAUGUUUAGAUAAUAUUUUAUUAUAAGGUCUGUGGUAACUUGUCCACCCAUCUGUCCACAGUGACAUAGAGAUCUCCCGUGCCCAGGCCCCUAAGCCUGUGGACCAGCUGGCUCAAGAGAUAGGCCUGCUGAAGGAAGAGACUGAGGCCUAUGGCAGGACCAAGGCUAAGGUCCGCCUCUCACUCCUGGAUCGCCUCAGAGAACAGCCUGAUGGGAAAUAUGUGUUGGUGGCUGGGUGAGUCUGUCCGUCCGUCUGGGCAAGGAAUUUAUUCUAAUUAGAAUUUCACCCCUUUGCACAUUUGUGUUUCAACCCCCCCGAUUCCAUCUCUCUAUUCUCGCUACACUGCUCACAGAAAUGUGUUCACUAUUAGUUUUACUACGAAUGCCUGGGAACUAGGUUGUGUUUGGGUUUCCUCUUGUCAAAUUCUACGAGAGAGAGUGAGCUGCCAAUAGGUUUUUUCUUUUAGAUGGCGAAACGGAGAGAAAUAUACGUUUUUUUUCUUCCUUGGAGAUGGAUAGGGGUCAGGAGACCGUGGAGCCUUGUCUCAUAUCUGUCAGGGCCCCUGGCGGUUGGGGCCCACCCCUCUUUGAAGGGUGUGUGAACGUUGUUGCGCUGACAUAUCAGGCCCCACUGCCUCCUUUCAUGUGUCUGUCUGGGGAAUGCACUGCCGCCAUUCGCCCAACCCCCUGGCAGCAGCACACACACACAGAUUCAAAUGAGCUAAACACUCUUUUUGUCUCCAACCCACUACCACAAGCAUACACACACACUCUCCCACACACUCUGUCACAUAAACACAUACAGUACAUUCAGAAAGUAUUCACACCCCUUGACUUUUUCCACGUUUUGUUGUGUUGCAGCCUGAAUUUAAAAUUGAUAACAUUUAGGUUUUGUGUCACUGGCCUACACACAAUACCCCUUAAUGUCAAAGUGGAAAUAUGUUUAGAGGAAUGUUUACAAAUUAAUUAAAAAUGAAAAGCUGAAAUGUCUUGAGUCAAUAAAUAUGAAACCCAUUUGUUAUGGCAAGCCUAAAUAAGUUUAGGUGUACAUAUGUGCUUAAGUCACAUAAGUUCCAAGGACUCACUCUGUGUGCAAUAACCGUGUUUAACAUGAUUUCUGAAAGACUACCUCUGUACCCCACACAUACAAUUAUCUUUAAGGUCCCUCAGAUGAGCAGUGAAUUUCAACACAGAUUCAACCACAAAGACCAGGGAGGUUUUCCAAUGCCUCGCAAAGAAGGGCACCUAUUGGUAGAUGGGUAUUAUUUCUUUCGAAAGCAGACAUUGAAUAUCCCUUUGAGCAUGGUGAAGUUAUUAAUUACACUUUGGAUGGUGUAUCAAUACACCCAGUCACUACUAAGAUACAGGCGUCUUUCCUAACUCAGUUGCCGGAGAGGAAGGAAACCACUCAGGGAUUUCACCAUGAGGCCUAUGGUGACUUUAAAACAGUUAAAGUUUAAUGGCUGUGAUAGGAGAAAACUGAGGAUGGAUCAACCACAUUGUAGUUACUUCACAAUACUAACCUAAUUGACAGUGAGAAAAGAAGGAAGCCUGUACAGAAUAAAAAUAUGCCAAAACAUGCAUCCUAUUUCCAAUAAGGCACUAAAGUAAAACUGCAAGAAAUGUGGCUAAGAAAUUACCUUUAUGGCCUGAAUACAAAGCUUUCUUUUUUGGGGGCAAAUCCAACACAUCACUGAGUACCACUCUUCAUGUAUUCAAGCAGGGUGGGGGCUGCAUGAUGUUAUGGAUAUGCUUGUCAUCGGCAAGAACUACAGAGUUUAAUUAUUUUUUUUAUGUUUUAAGAUACAAAUAAACGAAAUAUAGGUAAGUACACGCAAAAUCCUAGUGGAAUACCUGGUUCAGUCUGCUUUCCACCAGACACUGGGAGAAAAAUGCACCUUUCAGCAGGACAAUAACCUAAAACACAAGGCCAAAUAUACACUGGAGUUGCUCACCAAGAUGACAUUGAAUGUUCCUGAGUGGCCUAGUUACAGUGUUGACUUAAAUUGGCUUGAAAAUCUAUGGCAAGACUUGAAAAUGGCUGUCUAGUACAUUUACAUUUUAGUCAUUUAGCAGACGCUCUUAUCCAGAGCGACUUACAGGAGCAAUUAGGGUUAAGUGCCUUGCUCAAGGGCACAUCGCCAGAUUUUUCACCUAGUCUGCUCGGGGAUUAGAACCAGCGACCUUUCGGUUACUGGCACAACGCUCUUAACCACUAAGCUACCUGCCGCCCCUAAUGUAAUGAUCAACAACUAACUUGAAGAAUUUAAAAAAGAAUGUGCAAAUAUUCUACAAUCCAGGCUUGCAAAGCUCUUAGAGACUUACCCAGAAAGACACAGCUAUAAUUGCUGCCAAAGUUGAUUCUAACUUGUAUUGACUCGGGGUGUGAAUACUUAUGUAAGUAAGGUAUUUCAUUUUCAAUGAAUUUGCAAACAUUUCUACUAACAUGUUUUCACUUUGUCAAAAUGGGUUAUUGUGUGUAGAUGGGUGAGAGAGGAAAAAAGUCAAUUUAAUCCAUUCUGAAUUCAGGCUGUAACACAACAAUGUGGAAUAAGUCAAGGGGUAGGAAUACUUUCUGAAGGCACUGUAUACACACACACACUGAUUCACUAUCUGGCUCUUACUUCCCUCCGUCUAAAACACACAUACACACACCCUCCCUCUCCUUAAGAGGCCGUCUUUGUUCCCUGCGGGCCCCUGGAGGCGAGGGGCCUCAAUCAAUUGUUGUCAGAAAAAGAGAGCGUGUCCACCAGAUAGGGAGAGAGAAAGUGCCUCUUUAGCUUUCCUCUUUUCCUACCUCUUACAACAAACUGAGCAACAUUGGGUUAAAAGACGGAUUGCAUUUUAAAGCACUUUUUAAUAGGUCUCACAGGGUUCUCACUUUAUAUUUGGUUUAUUCAGCUCUGUAAUGUCCAGCGAGACACCAAUUGGUCACAUGAAUUAGUCCAAUUGGACUAAUGAAUCGGGUUGCCAUGGAUACAGGCUAAAUGUGGUUAGGGCUGUGAGAUCAGAUGCUGCUGAUUAGACUAUAGCACGAGUGGACAAGUAACCUACACAUUAGAUGAGACCAAUGCACUCCCUCAUUAUAUAACUAUACUCAGCACAAAUACAUCUCUAUUAGUGUGUGUACGUUUGUCUUAAUGUUAUCUAUUUUCUCUCCCACACCAGUAUCACUCCCACCCCCCUAGGGGAGGGUAAGAGCACGGUGGUCAUUGGCCUGGUCCAGGCUCUCUCAGCCCACCUCAAGCUUAACUCCUUCGCCUGCCUCAGACAGCCCUCUCAGGGGCCCACCUUCGGGGUCAAAGGUCAGAGAGGGAAGAUCUAUACUCCUAUCUACCUUAGAGAAAGCAUAUCUAUGCUAAUAUAGCCAUCUGCUCCUUAUGAGGGGAAUGGGAAGGGAAUGUUGUCUGUGUGAAGCUAAUUGCUAACAUCUUUGUUCAGAUUGUAAGGGGUUGGAGAUGGGGUAGUUUACUAAAAGUCCACAGCUCAGCAGUACUCCUGUCUCCCUCUGGCCUGUUGUCUCGCUCUCACUGUGUGUGUUGCCUGUGUGUUCCCCUAGGGGGCGCCGCGGGAGGGGGAUAUGCCCAGGUCAUCCCAAUGGAGGAGGUAAGACACACACAGGCAGCUCUCAGCUGGACCCACGGCUUCAAAGGGGCUACACACACGCCAACGUUUAACUAUACACACACACCAACACGUGCACACUCACAUACACACCCUGGCGCUGUAGCAUAACAUUCUCUGUGACUAAAGCGUGCGUGAAGAAGGGAGGGUGAGAGCUGGAGGGAACGAGGGAGGGAGGGAGGGAGGCAGACUUCAAGGGCAUAGAGACAGACACUUCAGACAAGGCGCUUCAGCCUCCUAGCCUCCCUGCCUUCAACACAAACACCAGCACCUUUGAACUCCCCCCUCUUCUCUCGCUUUCUCUCCUCAAUACUCCAGUGGCUGUUAAAUGGAUCUUUAAACUACAUGAUGGAGUCUGUUGGACUGUAAGGGCAAUGUCUGUGUUGUGAUCUAUGUGUGUCGUAGUGUAGUCACAGAGGUGGGGGUCCAGUCAACUACAGGGCAACAUGAGUUCAUAGUCACAGUAUGAGACACAACAUAUAGCCUGAUUGAAAUGAUGUAUAACUCUCCCUCUUGGUUUUCUAUGAAACUAUACUCUGGUCAAUGAAAUUCAGUAAAUUUAGUUUUGACUUAUUCCUUAUGUUUUUAGUGGAGUCUGUUAUUUUAUCUCUGAACGAUUUCGGUUUUGAAUCUGAUUUUCACUUGCUUGCUCUCUCUCUGUCUUUUUUUUCUCUGUCAGUUCAACCUCCAUUUGACAGGUGAUAUUCAUGCCAUCACUGCAGCCAAUAACCUUGUGGCCGCUGCCAUUGAUGCCCGGAUACUGCACGAGGCCACCCAAACAGACAAGGUGACUGUGAUGUCACAAUGCAGAGUGAUUCUGGCAUCACAAUGGAGAGCUAUUAUGACAUCAGAAUGCAGAGUGGUUCUAAAAAUGAUAUUGACAUCACAAUGUAAAUCAUUCCAGUAUAUUCCCAGUCGGUAUUAGAUAGAACGUUGCAACUAACUCAAUUUUCUUGUCUACUAUAAUAAAACUAAAUUUAAGAAAAGUACAUGUCUAAAGGUUACUUUUCAACAUCGCCUGUUCCCGAGCGUUUUCACUACUUAGAAAAAUGUGAUAUUGUAUGCCCCUUUUCAUUACGGUGCUAGCAGCCAAGUGAGUGGUAGCUAGCUACCGACCGGAACACUAGUGAGGUCACAAUGAUGUCACAGGACCCAUUUUUAACUUCCAGAUUAUGUAUGAAUUAUGACAUCACCACUUGAUAUAUUCUCUGACUGUUACAUCUCUCUCCAGGCUCUGUACAGCAGACUGGUCCCCUCAGUGAACGGAGUCAGGCGCUUCUCUCCCAUACAGAUCGCAAGGCUGCGUGUAAGUCCACCCAAUUCACUGCCUAACGUCUUAUGUACUGGCUAUUGUUCAGUUACCUCGCCCAGUUAUGUCCCCAAGACCUCCACUAGGUUGCCUCAGUGAGCUGAUAUACUGGUAGUCCAACAUCCCGUCAUAGGACCUCUCACUCUGCAGCCCUAUCCCCUCAACAUCACCACACGCUCAUCUGUUUAGAUUACAGCUAGAGUAUUAUAGGACUCUAUGGUUUACCAUAGGACUUUUAUGGGAGUGUUGAUAGCAGAGCGGCUUAGUGUUAAGCCAUAACAAACAAACAGAUAGGAGGGGGUGAUGGAGGCGUGGGGUCCUCCGCGAACCAGCAGACAGCCUACAGUCUGAGACACAAAUGCACAACUUGAGGAAGAGUUGAGAAGUUCAGGAGGAUGUGAAAUAUGAAUCCGUUUGAAGAUAUUGAGUGGUAGUGGAAGAGGGAGGGAGAGCGAAAGAGUGGAAGAACUGAGGGAAAAGUACUGGAGGAGUCUCUUAAGAAUUGUCUAAUGAAGGGAAUCUAGGACCAGACUUAAAUAAAAGAUCAGCCUAUCUUCCGCAAGAAAUUCCAUUAUUUGGUAUUUUGUUGAUGGUGGUGGAAAAAGUGUUCAAUUGGUUUGAGAUCUGGUGACUGAGACACGCACACCCUUUAAACUCCCAUGCUCCUUUGAGACCCCUCUUUCAAAGUCACUGAGAUCUCUUCUUCUAGCCAUGGUAGCCAAAAUAAUGGGAAACUGGGAAUUUUUAUACAUGACCCUAAGCAUGAUGGGAUGUUAAUUGCUUAAUUAACUCAGGAACCACACCUGUGUGGAAGCACCUGCUUUCAAUAUACUUUGUAUCCCUCAUUUACUCAAGGGUUUCCAAUAUUUUGGUAGUUACCUGUAGUUGGGAUAGGUGAUAUGAUAAACAUCACAGGGAAAUCUAGGAUAUGAGUUAGAUGACAGGUGGUAGACAUCAGCCCUAUCCUAUUAUUAAAGACAUCUGAGAUCGGAAAAUAGACAUCACAGGGAAAUCCUAGGAGUCUCUUGGACCUCCUUGAGCAGUCUUUUUUUAUUUUACCAGGUAAGUUGACUGAGAUCACAUUCUCAGCAACGACCUUGGGAAUAGUUACAGGGGAGAGGAGGGGGGAUGAAUGAGCCAAUUGGAAGCUGGGAAUGAUUAGGUGGCCAUGAUGGUAUGAGGGCCAGAUUGGGAAUUUAGCCAGGACACCGGGGUUAACACCCCUACUCUUACGAUAAGUGCCAUGGGAUCUUUAGUGACAACAGAGAGUCAGGACACCCGUUUAAUGACGGUGCCCUACACAUGGCAAUGUCCCCAAUCACUACCCUGGGAUAUUAUUAUGUUUGUCCAGAGGAAAGAGUGCCUCCUACUGGCCCUCAAACUCCACUUCCAGCAGCAUCUGGUCUCCUAUCCAGGGACCAACCAGGACCAACCCUGCUUAGAUUCAGAGGCAAGCCAGCAGUGGGAUGCAGGGUGGUAUGCUGCUGGCUUGACCACUGCAUGAUUCAUAAGCUGUUGUUGACAUGAUCAUCUCCCUCUCUCUCUCUCCUGCUCUAGCGUUUGGGCAUCAGUGAGAUUGACCCCAGUGCUCUCACGCCCCAGGAGGUCAGCUCCUUUGUCCGUCUCGACCUCGACCCCGCCAAGGUCACCUGGCAGAGAGGUAGGACCCUGUCCAAUCAGUUAUUCCCUCCUCCCAUAUUCCAGUUUAUCAUUGGCUGUAUCAGGGAGGCCCCCCACAUGAUUGGUUAAUGUGUUGAUUUGAGGGGUGGAGCAGGGUUUCCGUUAGCUGGUAAUUGUAAUUGUAGAUGGCCAAUUGUGCUGCUGAGGAGAGAGAGAAAGCGUGAAAGGAGCCUUGGCCUAAAAUGAAAGUUGGAGAGUAUGCCUAUAGUGAAAAGGCAGGGCUCCAGACUGCGACCAUUUAGUCGCCUUUUGUGACCCGUUGACUUGGCUGUGCGAGUAAAAAAAUGUAUUGGUCGCAUCGUUGCUGGCUCACAUUCAUUCACCUCACUAAAAACAUCACAUUUUUUGGGUGGCUAAAACCAUGAUUUGGUCAAACAGUAAAGUACAUUAUCCUCAUGAUUCCUGUAAUGAAAGUAUCAUUAGCCUAUUGCUGUCAUUUGUUGGGUACGGUAGGCACUAGCCUUAGUUGGUAAUUGCUGCGUUAUAGCCCGUUCAAAACAUUUGUGGAGGUUUUAACAAGUUCACAAGUGUUUUGUUUCAUUAUUUUUAGCCAUUUUCUUUGGCCAAAUUAAGUUUUGACUGUAAUGUUGUGUUUGCCGCAAUAUAAUAUCCUUCUCGUAUUUUCCCUAUAAACAAUGGCUUGACUUACUUUUGAGAUUACCCUAAUAAAGUUUAGAAACUUUUGUGAAGGUGUGGUGUGGCUAUUAGCUUAUUAUACUGCAGGCCUAUGAUAUGAAGGCAGUGCGCACCGGUACUAAAACUGACUCCGACAGUUCAACUUGAGGUGAGGAAGAAUGUUAUACAGUGAGGGAAAAAAGUAUUUGAUCCCCUGCUGAUUUUGUACGUUUGCCCACUGACAAAGAAAUGAUCAGUCUAUAAUUUAAUGGUAGGUUUAUUUGAACAGUGAGAGACAGAAUGACAACAAAAAAAAACAGAAAAACGCAUGUCAACAAUGUUAUAAAUUGAUUUGCAUUUUAAUGAGGGAAAUAAGUAUAGAUUUCUGGCUCCCAGGUGACUUUUAUACAGGUAACGAGCUGAGAUUAGGAGCACACUCUUAAAGGGAGUGCUCCUAAUCUCAGUUUGUUACCUGUAUAAAAGACACCUGUCCACAGAAGCAAUCAAUCAAUCAGAUUCCAAACUCUCCACCAUGGCCAAGACCAAAGAGCUCUCCAAGGAUGUCAGGGACAAGAUUGUUGACCCACACAAGGCUGGAAUGGGCUACAAGACCAUCGCCAAGCAGCUUGGUGAAAAGGUGACAACAGUUGGUGCGAUUAUUCGCAAAUGGAAGAAACACAAAAGAACUGUCAAUCUCCCUCGGCCUGGGGCUCCAUACAAGAUCUCACCUUGUGGAGUUGCAAUGAUCAUGAGAACGGUGAGGGAUCAGUCCAGAACUACACGGGAGGAUCUUGUCAAUGAUCUCAAGGCAGCUGGGACCAUAGUCACCAAGAAAACAAUUGGUAACACACUACGCCGUGAAGGACUGGAAUCCUGCAGCCCCCGCAAGGUCCACCUGCUCAAGAAAGCACAUACAGUGGGGAGAACAAGUAUUUGACACACUGCCGAUUUGCAGGUUUUCCUACUUACAAAGCAUGUAUAGGUCUGCAAUAAAAUGCAAAUUAAUUACUUAAAAGUCAUACAAUGUGUUUUUCUGGAUUUUUGUUUUAGAUUCCGUCUCUCACAGUUGAAGUGUACUACCUAUGAUAAAAAUUACAGACCUCUACAUGCUUUGUAAGUAGGAAAACCUGCAAAAUCGGCAGUGUAUCAAAUAAUUGUUCUCCUCACUGUAUACAUGCCCGUCUGAAGUUUGCCAAUGAACAUCUGAAUGAUUCAGAGGAGAACUGGGUGAAAGUGUUGUGGUCAGAUGAGACCAAAAUGGAGCUCUUUGGCAUCAACUCAACUCGCCGUGUUUGGAGGAGGAGGAAUGCUGCCUAUGACCCCAAGAACACCAUCCCUACCGUCAAACAUGGAGGUGGAAACAUUAUGCUUUGGGGGUGUUUUUCUGCUAAGGGGACAGGACAACUUCACCGCAUCAAAGGGACGAUGGACGGGGCCAUGUACCGUCAAAUCUUGGGUGAGAACCGCCUUCCCUCAGCCAGGGUAUUGAAAAUGGGUCGUGGAUGGGUAUUCCAGCAUGACAAUGACCCAAAACACACAGUCAAGGCAACAAAGGAGUGGCUCAAGAAGAAGCACAUUAAGGUCCUGGAGUGGCCUAGCCAGUCUCCAGACCUUAAUCCCAUAGAAAAUCUGUAGAGGGAGCUGAAGGUUCAAGUUGCCAAACGUCAGCCUCGAAACCUUAAUGACUUGGAGAAGAUCUGCAAAGGGGGUGGGACAAAAUCCCUCCUGAGAUGUGUGCAAACCUGGUCGCCAAAUACAAGAAACCUCUGACCUCUGUGAUUGCCAACAAGGGUUUUGCCACCAAGUACUAAGUCAUGUUUUGCAGAGGGGUCAAAUACUUAUUUCCCUCAUUAAAAUGCAAAUCAAUUGAUAACAUUUUUUACAUGCGUUUUUCUGGAUUUUUUUGUUGUUAUUCUGUCUCUCACUGUUCAAAUAAACCUACCAUUGAAAUUAUAGACUGAUCAUUUCCUUGUCAGUGGGCAAACGUACAAAAUCAGCAGGGGAUCAAAUACUUUUUUCCCUCAUAUAUAUAUAUAUAUAUAUAUAUAUAUAUAUAUAUAUAUAUAUAUAUAUAUAUACUACCAGUCAAAAGUUUGGACACACCUACUCAUUCAAGGGUUUUCUUUAUUUUUACUAUUUUCUAUAUUGUACAAUAAUAGUGAAGACAUCAAAACUAUCAAAUAACACAUAUGGAAUCAUGUAGUAACCAAAAAAGUGUUAAACAAAUCAAAAUAUAUUUUAUAUUUGAGAUUCUUCAAAUAGCCACCCUUUGCCUUGAUGACAGCUUUGCACACUCUUGGCAUUCUCUAAACCAGCUUCACCUGGAAUGCUUUUCCAACAGUCUUGAAGGAGUGCCCACAUAUGCUGAGCACUAGUUGGCUGCUUUUCCUUCACUCUGCGGUCCGACUCAUCCCAAACCAUCUCAAUUGGGUUGAGGUCAGGUGAUUGUGGAGGCCAGGUCAUCUGAUGCAGCACUCCAUCACUCUUCUUCUUGGUAAAAUAGCCCUUACACAGCCUGGAGGUGUGUAGGGUCAUUCACCUGUUGAAAAACAAAUGAUAGUCCCACUAAGCCCAAACCAGAUGGGAUGGUGUAUAGCUGUAGAAUGCUGUGGUAGCCAUGCUGGUUAAGUUUGCCUUGAAUUCUAAAUAAAUCACAUAGUUUCACCAGCAAAGCACCUCCGCACCAUAACACCACCUCCUCCAUGCUUUACAGUGGGAGCUACACAUGUGGAGAUCACCCCUCUGUUAUGCCUGAUGGGGUAUUUACUCCACAGGCUCAAAGGGGCACAUUGAAGCGUGGGCCUCAGAAGAUUAAAAACAGUGUUAGUACAUAUGCGUGUGUGUCUGUACACACAUCUGUAUUUCUGCCAGCCUAUGGCUUGUGCACGUCUGUUUUUAUUUAAUUAAAGCACAGAACGAUGUUGGACUCCUGUGAUUUGCUGUGGUCUUGGUGGAUAGCUAACCACAGAAUAACCAAUACUAAACCUCCAUUAUUAGGCGUUUAGACAAACUGUUGAGUGAGACCUAAGGAACUCCCCCUUAACCUUCUCUAUUGGCACUUCCAAGUUCUAAUGUUCCAUUAUUUAAUUAAAAUGUAAUCACUCAAGCAUAUGUUUCCUAGUUCAUAAGUUCAAAUAAGUUUAGUGAAUUGAAUAGCCCUACCUUUAUCAGUUUAUACUAUUUCAAUGACCUUGGAUUACAUUUUUAACCUGUGUGUCUUAAUUAUGUCUGUGAGCACGUAGUUAUGUCCAGAUUUCCAGUCGGCAAAAUUUGUUUUUUAUCUUGGCUCGCGCUGGUCAUUCAGAGGUCUCUUUAGGUGGUGUGUGUGUGUCAGUUACAGGCCCAUCAUACAUGUGUUUUAAUACUGUUUACUGUCCAAAUGGAUUUUACAGACCAGGCCAGGGUUGGGUUGUAAAGGACAUGACUCAAUACUGUGUACCAGGGGGUCACAUAGGUUUUAAAGGCUCUCCCUGGUCCAUGUUUAUGAAUGACCGUUAAACUGGCCUCUAUCAGAUGUUUUCCACAUGUCACUGAAUCAUUAUGACGUUUUGAAGGGGCUCAGUAUUUUAGAAUUUUUAUUUUUUUGUGAUUAGGUUUUCAAAAAUCCUGUAACUUUCCCGGGUUUUCCAGGAAUCCUGGUGGGAAGAUUCACGUAUUUCGUGCCUAUUCCAUCCUGAUUCCAGGAGUCUUUUUGGGAAUGUUCCCGGAUUGUUCCUGGAUUUUUGCAAUCUUAAGUGUAAUGUAUGUAUUAGGAUACUGUAUUUAUGGGGAUUUUUUCUGUCUUGCAGUGGUUGAUACCAAUGAUCGUUUCCUGAGGAAGAUAACUGUAGGACAGGCCAGCACUGAGAAAGGACAUGUGCGAGAGGUAUGUACAGUAUAUCUUUAAAAUGGCACGUACAGUAUAUCCAUGUGAUUAUGUGUAUGACCUGAGUGAUAACUCACUUAAUAAUAAGAUUAAUAAUAUAUUUAUUUUAUAUAGCGCUUUUCAUUCAAGUAGAAUCUGUCGCUUAAAGUAAAUACAUACACUACCGUUCAAAAGUUUGUGAUCACUUAGAAAUGUCCUUGAUUUCGAAAGAGAGGCAAUUUUUUGUCCUUUAAAAUAGCAUCAAAUUGAUCAGAAAUACAGUGUAGACCUUGUUAAUGUUGUAAAUGGCUAUUGUAGCUGGAGAUGGCUGAUUUUUAAUGGAAUAUCUACAUAGGCGUACAGAGGCCCAUUAUCAGCAACUAUCAGUCCUGUGUUCCAAUGGCAUGUUGUGUUUGCUAAUCCAAGUUUAUCAUUUUAAAAGGCUAAUUGAUCAUUAGAAAACCCUUUUGCAAUUAUGUUAGCACAGCUAAAAACUGUUGUGCUGAUUUUAAAGAAGCAAUAAAACUGGCCUUCUUGAGACUAGUUGAGGAUCUGGAGCAUCAGCAAUUGUGGGUUUGAUUAAAGGCUCAAAAUGGCCAGAAACAAAUAACUUUCUUCUGAAACUCGUCAGUCUAUUCUUGUUCUGAGAAAUUAAGGCUUCCAUGCGAGAAAUUGCCAAGAAACUGAAGAGCUGGUACAACACUGUGUACUACUCACUUCACAGAACAGCUCAAACUGGCUCUAACCAGAAUAGAAAGAGGAGUGGGAGGCCCCGGUGCACAACUGAGCAAGAGGACAAAGACAUUAGAAUGUCUAGUUUGAGAAACAGACGCUUCACAGGUCCUCAACUGGCAGCUUCAUUAAACAGUACCCACAAAACACCAGUCUCAACGUCAACAGUGAAGAGACUCCGGGAUGCUGACCUUCUAGGCAGAGUUGCAAAGAAAAAGCCAUAUCUCAGACUGCCUAUCUUAAUCUUUAAUUUUUAUUGGCCAGUCUGAGAUAUGGCUUUUUCUUUGCAACUCUGCCUAGCAUCCCGGAGUCGCCUCUUCACUGUUGACGUUGAGACUGGUGUUUUGCGGUAUGGUUAAUGAUACAUUGUGUUGGUAUGGUUCUUCUGGUUCUCUUUCUUUCUCACACACACACACACAAGGUUAUUAUAGUUUUGUGUUUUUAUAUUUGUUUAUAUUAGUUAUAAGAUUUCUAUUUUAAAUUCAGUUUAGUUUUAGUUAAGUUUUCAGAUCUGAUUUACUAUUUCAUUUUUAUAUUAUUUUGUUUUAGUGUUAGGGACAGAAAGUAGCCUAUGCGUGGGAGGCUAGGUGCCAUUUAUGUGUUGUAUAGUUUGGGUUUUUUGGGAUCACUCCUUGCCACUGUGGGGCAGUAAUGCAUAAGGCAGGGGUAUUCAACGUCGGGGUCGUGACCCCUAGUGGGGAAUUGCAGCGGGGUCGCCAAAAUUGUGUAGUUAAAUUUGGGGUGGGGUUGCCAGAAAUUCGUGCUAAAUAAAUGGAAUCCCUGGUGAAAGCUUGAAUACCAUAGGCUGAGGUAGACUCAGCGAGAUGUCGUAGAUACAUGAAGUAAUCCGUAGUAGUAGUUUUGGUCCCGUAGCUACCAUGUUGUAGCAGCGUAAAGCGCACCUGUGCACAUGUGCAGAUACUCUGUGUGACUGUGUGAGAGCAAAAACUCACUCAUCUCAAUCUGCGGUGCUGCUCGUCGCAACGUUAUCUCACUGAGUCUUUACAUCAUUAAGUCAAUCUCAAUGUGACCCGCCAGAUUCAGAAGCUUGAAAAAAAAGCUGUAAAACCCCAUUAGAUUUUUGACCAAAAUUCUAUUAAAAAGGCUAAAACUGAAUAUAAUUCAUGAUGCUUUUUAUUUUAUUUGAGUUAGUUUUGGAAUCAAAGAUAUAGUUUCAGUAUAUUUUCAGUUUUUCAAACGGGUUUGUUAAUUAUAUUAAGUUUACUAAAAAAAAAUUGUCAUUAGUUUACUCUAAUAACCUUGACACACACACACACACAGAUAAACAACAGCCCUUCCUUCCAUUGUUUCCCUAUCACUCUGACUCAAUAAGGCUUUUGGAAAACUAGGCCACAUCCAUGAAACAUCGCUCUCUCUGCAUGUGUGUUUACAAAAAUGUAUAUUGCCUAAUUCCCUGUAGAAAAGCGGUCUUGCUUGGACUCUUAUCAACUGGGAUGGAAUCAGACUCGUGUUAGUAGUUAACGUCAGUCUACCUGCCAGUUGUAUAGUGUUGUACAUGAGGGGUGUGUGUGUGUGUGUGUGUUAUCCCUCCACUCCCUCCCUCAGCUCCCCACUGUUCUCUCUCAAGUGUUCUCUGUUGUGUGUGUGUGUGUGUUUAUAUACUCUAUCUGCAUCAUUCCCCUCUCUCUCUCGAUUCAGUUUUACUUAUUUGACCUCAAGAUGUGGAUUGUGUGUUUUUGAGUUGUUCCAUGUCAUUUUAGCAAGCCAUGACACCCACCAUCUCAGAUUGUUCUGACAUUUUCUGUAGUUAGAAACAGUAUUUUGUUGAAAUUGAAUUUUAUCUCUGAGAAAUUAAGCUAAGUGAUUGCUCUCAAAUUGGCCAUUUUAAUUUAUAGGAUUCAGAUAAUAUUCAAUAAAUGUAGUACCCAAUAUCCGAUUUGGACCAAACUUCUUCCUACCAAUUAGUAAGACAUGAGGAAUCCCCCCCCCCCCCCCCCCCCCCCCAAAUUAAAAAAAAAAUUAAUAAUUCAAAAGCCACCCACGGACCCCCCCACACCCCAUGCCAAUCCCACCCCAACAACCAGUAUAUUGAUCAGUGCAUUGUUGGGUUUAGAGCUAGCAACAAAGGCAUUUCACUGUACUUGUGCACAUUACAUUACAACUUGAAACUAUACAGCUACAGCUUGGGGUGUUGCUUCCACGUAAUAUGUAAUGUAUUCCCUGUGAAUCUGGUGAUGUUUUUUUUCCCCGUUCAGAAAAAUUAGUAAUUGAAGUCGCUUGCAUAAUUUACCAUAAAGUAGUGUGCAAUUUCCGGUUUUGGCCACUAGAUGCCGCUGUUCCUGUUAUACUACCACACUCUUUUAACCAUUUUGCAGAUCUCUUAUGUUUAAAUGGAUCACAAAAUUUCCUUUGCACCUUUGGGUAGAAAACCAAUAUAUUUGGCUCUGGAUGAAAAUAAAUUGUGUGGUCAUCCUCACAAUUCAAGCCUGUCCACAGGGAAUACAUUACAUAGUAUGGAGAAGCAAUACUCCAAGCCACAGCUUCAAACUACUAGUCAAACGUAGAGAACUGAUACUGUUUACUGGUUGUUGGUGUGGGAUUGGCGUGGGGGGUCCGUGGAUGGCUUUAGAAUUUUUUUGGGAUUCCUCAUGUCUUACUCAUUGGUAGGAAGAAGUUUGGUCCAAAUUGGAUGUUGGGUACUAUAUUUAUUGAAUAUUAUCUGAAUACUAUAAAUUAAAAUGGCCAAUUUGGGUGCAAUCAAUUAGCUUAAUUUCUCAGAGAAAAAUAAAUUAAAAAUAAAUAUCAGGAAUGCUAUUCAUAUGUUACUAACUACAGAAACGAUUUCAGAACAAUCUGAGAGGGUGGGUGUCAAUCCUCUUCCUUGUGCUUUUUGAGGUGGAACGACCCUCGUCUAUCUCUUGUGGAGACCCAGUUUGACAAAGCAGUGGCCAUUUGAGAUUUUGAUAGUGUGUGUAUUUACAGACAAUAUGUUUCUCUCCUCCUGUGUAGACACAGUUUGACAUAGCGGUGGCCAGUGAGAUCAUGGCUAUCCUGGCCCUGACUGACGGACUGCGGGACAUGAAGACCAGACUGGGACGUAUGGUGGUGGGCAGCAGCCGCAGUGGACAGCCCGUCACAGCAGAGGACCUGGUAAUAUAAUCAUAUAAUAAAUACCAUUAUCCAAAAUCAUGCGUUCAUACAUUUUACAUAAGGUUGGCCCCAGGAAUCGAACCCACAAUCCUGCCGUUGCAAGCGUCUCUGUGCGUGUGUGAUCAAGUCAAAUCGUAUUUGUCACAUGCGCCGAAUACAACAGGUGGAGACCUUACAGUGAAAUGCUUACUUACAAGCCCUUAACCAACAAUGCAGUUUUAAGAACAAUAAGUGUUAAGUAAAAAAUUUAUCAAUCAAAAAUAAUUAAAGAGCAGCAGUAAAAUAACAGUAGCGAAGGCUAUAUACAUGGGGUACCUGUACAGAGUCAAUGUGCGGGGGCAAAGGUUAGUUGAGGUAAUUGAGGUAAUAUGUACAUGUGAUGAGAGCUAAACGGUGUCAGUUAGGGCUAAUCAGUUGUAGUAUUGUUCCACUUAAAGACAUCGGUCAUAAAUUCCUUUAAUGGCCGUAGCAUACUUUAGCAUCAGCCUAUAAAACCAUUGCGAAGGCUGUCAUAUGUCAAGACCGCUUCACUAA
Messenger RNA from Coregonus sp. 'balchen', 24744 nucleotides. The record is from the annotation of a GenBank genome assembly. Lineage: Eukaryota; Metazoa; Chordata; Actinopteri; Salmoniformes; Salmonidae.